Molecule: messenger RNA, 2174 nt
Organism: Nelumbo nucifera (sacred lotus)
Lineage: Eukaryota; Viridiplantae; Streptophyta; Magnoliopsida; Proteales; Nelumbonaceae
Gene: GCP1
Product: glycoprotease 1
Biological process (GO): tRNA threonylcarbamoyladenosine modification
Cellular component (GO): mitochondrion
Source: RefSeq, a predicted model, not a curated record
GGUAACGCUCUCGUACUCCACCCGUUCACCCUAUAGCGUCGCCUCUUUCCAUUCCAUAUAUAACAGCCUAUCUGCCGGGUUUCGACUUUCGAGUUUCGACCGAGAGAAGAGAAAUAAGGAAAAAUGCUGUCUCCAGUACUGACACUCUCUACUGUAUUUUCGCGCUUUAAUUUGCUUCGCGAGCCAUCAUUUCCUCGUUUUGUAAGAACGCUCAGAACCCAUUUGAGACAACAUCAAAGACAGAAACUCAUUUGGUCUCCUUUGAUUUCUCCCGUCAAUUCUCCUGCUGUUGGUCUCUCUAAUUACAGUUUCCAUUCCCUCGACGCAGAGACUAGAAUUUCAGGAACCGGAGAUGAUUUGGUUGUUCUAGGUAUCGAGACGAGCUGUGAUGACACCGCUGCCGCCGUCGUUCGCGGAAAUGGAGAAAUUCUCAGCCAAGUGGUGUCUUCUCAAGCAGAUUUGCUUGCACGAUAUGGAGGUGUUGCUCCUAAAAUGGCAGAAGAAGCACAUUCUCAAGUGAUUGAUCAGGUAGUUGAACAGGCACUUGGCAAAGCAAAUUUGACCGAAAUGGAUCUCUCUGCAGUUGCUGUUACUAUUGGACCAGGUUUAAGUCUUUGUUUACGUGUUGGUGUGCGGAAAGCUCGAAAAAUUGCUGGGAAGUUCAACCUAUCAAUGGUUGGUGUUCAUCACAUGGAAGCUCAUGCUCUGGUUGCCAGGUUAAUUGAGAGAGACUUGCAAUUUCCAUUCUUGGCCCUUUUAAUUUCAGGAGGACAUAAUCUCCUUGUUCUUGCUCUUGACCUUGGCCAAUAUAUACAACUUGGGACCACAAUAGAUGAUGCAAUCGGUGAAGCAUAUGACAAGACAGCAAGAUGGCUUGGGCUUGAUAUGAGAAGAGGAGGUGGCCCAGCUCUAGAGGAGCUUGCUCAAGAAGGAGAUGCUGAAUCUAUCAAAUUCUCGAUCCCAAUGAAACAACACAAGGACUGCAAUUUCUCAUAUGCUGGUUUGAAGACCCAAGUGCGGCUAGCAAUUGAAUCCAAAAAAGUUAAAGCAGAAAUUCCAAUUUCUUCUGCAAGCUGUGAAGACAGAAGCUCACGAGCUGAUAUUGCUGCCUCUUUUCAGCGAGUUGCAGUAUUACACCUAGAAGAGAGAUGUGAUCGAGCAAUUGAGUGGGCAUUGAAGAUUCAGCCUUCUAUUAAAUAUUUGGUAGUGUCAGGAGGUGUUGCAUCAAAUAAAUAUGUGAGGACUCGCUUAAAUCAGAUUGUAAAGAAGAAGGGUCUGCAACUUGUUUGCCCCCCUCCAAGCCUUUGUACAGAUAAUGGUGUCAUGGUUGCUUGGACUGGGAUCGAGCACUUUCGCUUGGGAAGAUUUGACCCACCACCACCUGCCAAUGAACCAGACGAUUCUGUGUUUGAUUUGCGGCCAAGAUGGCCAUUGGGAGAGGAAUAUGCUGAAGGUAGAAGCGAAGCUCGCUCAUUGAGAAGAGCCCGGAUACAUCCAUCGCUUACAUCCAUCAUCCAAGCUUCUCUGCAACAGCAGUCGUGACUUACGUCCAGAAAAUCCAAUCAAACCCUUUAAUGAAAGUUGCCGAAAUGGAAUUCACACACACUCGGCCUAAUUCAGUCGCCUCUCAUAGUUUUCUAUGUUCUUGCCUUGAUCCAAGUUUUCUAUGUUCCAUGGAGCGCUUCAACUGUUGAAUAUUACACUCAGUAAAGAAGCUCGUUGGGGACAUACAAUACAAGACCAAGGUCAGGCCGAGACCCAUCACAUAUAAUGCGCAUUGAUGCAAGGCUAUAUUCACUGAGAUCCGCAAAAGGAGUCUUUUACAUGAUCUUCUGUUUUAAUUGGUAUUACCGUUUGAUUCUAGAAUGUAGAUCGAUCUCAACCACCUAUUACCAUUACUUGUUGAAUGGACCCACUUCACCUAUAUGUAUGAACAUGUACAAUGCAUUCUUUAUGUGAUGAUUCUUGUGGCAUCCUCAACAGUUUGGUUCUAAGAUAAUGUCUCAAGCAAAUAGAUGAUGCCAAAGAGUCAUUAACCACCCAUCAUCAUACAUCUAAAAGUCAAAAUUGGCUUAUAAGACAUUUUACCCUGAAAUUACAAUGCCCUACCGUCUCGGUCAUCUAGAUGCAAUGGGCCAACCGUCCAAGAAUAAAAGUUCUGAAAUUGGUACUGU